Molecule: messenger RNA, 9849 nt
Organism: Eriocheir sinensis (Chinese mitten crab)
Lineage: Eukaryota; Metazoa; Arthropoda; Malacostraca; Decapoda; Varunidae
Product: regulating synaptic membrane exocytosis protein 1-like
Exons: 23
Coding region: 1189-9156 (2655 amino acids)
Biological process (GO): regulation of synaptic plasticity; regulation of membrane potential; calcium ion-regulated exocytosis of neurotransmitter
Cellular component (GO): presynaptic membrane; cytoskeleton of presynaptic active zone
Molecular function (GO): small GTPase binding; transmembrane transporter binding
Source: RefSeq, a predicted model, not a curated record
CUGAAGAAAGAAGGUUUAACAUAGUCUCGAUCUAGACUGAAGGAAGUUUAAGAAGGAAGACCGAACGGAAAGGUCCUUUAGACUGAAAGGAGCUGAAGGAAGAUGAAGGCUGAACAAGGAGAGCUUCUAGACUGAAUGGAGGUGGAGGAGGAGGAAAGUCUAACAUAACGAGCCUCUAGACUGAAGCACGUUUCGUCCGAGUCCCCGGACCGCCCUGGCCGCUGCGGGGUGGCUGCUGACUGACUCUGAUUUUCAUUCACAGCCACGCUACGAGCUUCCACUCAAAAAUCAAUACACCACACACCAAUGACGUCAUCCGCAGGCGCGGCUCCCAUUGGCUGAUCGGGCGAGUGAUAGCAUCCCAUUAUUUAUGAGAAGGAGAGCGCACUACUUGACGCCGGCGCAGCCCUCCGUGCGGGGCGUGAGUGUCGCGUCCGUGUAUCCCUCCGCGGCCCGGCAGCCCCCAGCAGUGACCAGCCAGUAAUGCGGCGGCCCUACGGAACACCUGCCCCUGCCCGUCAUGCCUGCUGCUGGAGCCUCAGGCCGCCCUGCACCUCGCGACAAGCUCCUGCCGCAGGACCACUAGUGUAGCAUCGUCCUCACGCACGCAGCCUUCGUCCAGGACUCGAGCUGGAGGUGUAGUUAGUGAAGGUGGCCGAGUGUGUGUGUGUCUAUUGAUCUGGAGCGGCGGUGGUUGUAGUGUGUGUCUGUCUUCGGCCGCUCCCUCCAGCCCUUCGAGUCUGGCCCGGUGCAGGUGGUGGUGGUGAUCUGGUGGUGGUGGUGAGUGAAGCGGACGGCCGCGGGCGGUGGUGUUGGGCGGCCCCGGGCGGUGGUGGGCGGCCCCGGGCGACGGCGGUGGGCGGGCCAGGCAGGGGGCGCGGCAUGGGGCGUGCCCAGGUGGCGGCCAGCGGGCCAGCGGCCUGCCCCGCGGGACGGCACCCUCCCGCCGAAGGCAGGUAGGCACUGCCUCCUGCUGCCCCCGUGCCGGCGACCUGCCCUGCUCCCGCACCUGCUCGUCCUCGCCCUCGCCACUGCUGCCUCCCCUUUGAGCGUGCCCGCCGCCACCACGUGCCCUACCUGAGGUGUCGGGGCAGCAGGCGGCGCCGCUCCCCCCGCCCGGGCAUGGCCGCCCCCCGCGGGGCGUGGCUCCCCUGCGCACAACCCCAGGGACACUAGAGCAAGCCCACCAUGGCGGCCGACGGAGGGCCAGACAUAAUGCCGGAUCUCUCGCACCUCACCGAGGAGGAGCGGAGCAUCAUCGAGGGGGUGAUGCGACGCCAGAAGAUUGAGGAGGAGCAGGAGAGCGAGCUGGUCAGGAGGAAGCAAGAUGAGGUGAGGGUCUUGGAGAACACGAUACGCCUUCGAUCCGAGGUGCAGAGGAAGAAAGGCCUUGAGCUGGACGCCACCUGCCAGAUCUGCCUCAAGACCAAGUUCGCGGACGGCGUGGGCCACAUUUGCAACUACUGUAACGUCCGCUGCUGCGCUCGCUGUGGGGGUAAAGUCUCCCUCAGGUCCAAUAAGGUGAUCUGGGUGUGCAUCCUGUGCCGCAAGAAGCAGGAGCUGCUCAUCAAGACGGGCACCUGGAUGAACACGGGCCUGCCGAACCAGGGCGAGGCGAUGCACCUUGACCACGAAUACUCAGGUACGGCUGGCUCUGUCACGCCCACGGGGGACAAGCGACCCAAGCUGGAGCGUGGCGCAAGCAGUGAAAAAGAAAAUAACCGGCCCCCGGGUGUCGGGGGGCCGGCCCCGGGGGGAGGGGGGCCUCACCAACAGGGGGAGUCAGCGUCACGGCAUCAUCAGGGGGAACAGGGGCACCAUCACGCCGCCCUGGAAGCCAGGCCGGUCCUGCAGCGCACCGGCAGCACCCAAGGGCGGGAGUUGCGCCGGCAGUACUCGCAGGAGCGCGGUGCGGGAGAGAGUGGGCGGCCGGCGAGAGGACGGGCGACGAGCGAAGGGGGCGAGGGGCCGCCGCCCUCGCCCCACGCCCGCGAACGACCCGUGCCGCCCCCAGAAGGCUUCCGCUCGUUCGAGCAGCAGCGCCCGCCGGGUCCGGACAUCCGGGUGGAGAGGGGCUACGGGGGCGGCGGGGGGUAUGGGGGCCCGGGGUACGGCCCCAACCGGUACAGCCCCAACCUCGGCGGUGCCGGGGGCAGCAGCCCCAUGGAGGGCAGCAGCCCCGGGCCUGCGUCCCUGGAGGGCAGCAGCCCCCACCCAGAGGACACCCGGCGCAGCCACCUGGACCCUUCCGCGGGGGCCCUCGGGCGGCCCCACGGGCGCCGCCGCACCGACCCCGUCAUGAGGAACGACUCGGUGUCCUCGGACCAGAGUGAGUGUGUGCGUCCGCCGCCGCCCAAGCCGCACAAGUCCCGCAGCCGCGGCCGCAAGCCACGCCAACGCUCCCUCUCGUCCUCCGACGAGGAGGUGCGCUCCACGCCGGAGUACACCUCCUGCGAGGAGCCCGAGGCAGAGUCUGAGGGUGUGUCGGAGAAGGGCGAGGGCGAGGCGGUUGUGGCAGACCGGUAUAAGCGACAGGAAAUUGUCCACGCCACCAUCAAGACCCUUCUGGCGCACCCGGUCUCGUGGAAGCCUAGUCAAGACGGCACGAGGCUCAUCGGUCACCUACUGCUCAAUAAGUACGUAAAAGGCGAAGUCCCGGUGCUGAGUGCGAAUAUCUUGGGGCUGAAGGUCGUCGGCGGCAAGAUCUUGGACAACGGUAGGAUCGGUGCGCUGAUCGAGAAGGUGAAGAAGGGAAGCGUGGCCGACACCGUAGGGCACCUAAGGCCGGGAGACGAAGUACUGGAGUGGAACGGCCGAUCGCUGCAGGGCAAGACUUUCGAGGAGGUGUUCGAGAUCACUUCGGAGUCCCGCCAGGAGCCGCAGGUGGAGCUGAUGGUGUCGCGGCAGCUGUCUGACGUGGGGCGGCAACCAGGGAGGAGACACACCCACCUCGGUAUCGGCGCCAAAGGCGAAGGUUACGAGUCUCGCAGAUUACCGGAGCCGCGUCAGGACCGGCGGCCGAGCGUCACCAUCACCUCGCCAGGCUCGCCGGAGACCUUUAGGAUACGAACCCACUCGCCUUCCAUCGUGGGCAAGCUGCAGUUGAAGUUAUGGUUUGACACGAUGAACCAGCAACUCGUCGUGACCAUCGUGAGUGCCGUCGAUCUCCCGCCCCGACCCAACGGCGCCCCAAGGAACCCCUACGCCAAAAUGUUCCUCCUGCCUGAUCGAAGCGAGAAGUCCAAGCGGAGAACCAAAGCCAUGGCCAACACCCUCGACCCUCGCUGGAACCAGUCCUUUUACUACUGUCCGCUGCGCCGCCCGGAGCUCAAGACCCGCUCGCUCGAGAUCACCGUCUGGGACUACGACAGAUACGGCGCCAACGACUUCCUGGGAGAGGUUGUGGUAGACCUGAGCGCCGCGCCCCUCGACGAUGAACCAGACUGGCACUACCUCUCCUCCCACGACGACGCCCUCCCGUCCCACAUGCGUCGCGGGAUGUACGUGGACACCGAGUCCGCCUCGACCAUCGCCUCCACCGACCACUUGUCUCCGCCCUCCACCACCUCCCGUCUGAGCGAGUCUGACAUUAGUGAUCUGGAGGACAACCUGCAGCGGGACAGACGGACGGACGGCACCUCCAUCAGCAGCGUGGGGUCCUCCUCCAGUCCGCCUCCCGAGGACCGCCAGCUGGGGUCGGGGGUGGAACACCUGCCGAGGCGGGAUACAUCGUCUCCCACGGGCCGCCGCCUCACAACCACAGUGCUGAGCCGCGGGGACUUGAGGUACCGCGCAAAGGACCUCACCCUGCCGGCGUACAGCAACACCCGCGUCCGCAGCCAUUCCGCCGCCCCAACGGACUCUCCUUCGCUGCACAUGUCGCGCUCUCGCAGCAAGUCUCCCCGGCGUGUCACUGAGCCCGGUAGCCGCUCCCUCUCCCCUCCCGAGGCCAGGCCGGGCUACAGCGGGGGCUCCAGGAUGGCCUCCCGCAGCGCCACCGCCACGCCGACGGGCUCUCCGAAGAAGAGGCAGCUGCCCCCCAUUCCCACCCACCAGCUCUCCUCCAGGGACAAGGUGACGCAGCACCAGUACAUGGACAGAUCGUCUCAGGAGCUGGAGGACAGAGCUCGCCAGAUGAAGGCGAGGAUGAUGCAGAUCCAGGCCCACAGAUCGACCGGCUCGGGGCCGUCACACAUGUACUCCGGCCACUCCGACACCGAGCUGCGCACGUAUGACAGGUACUCCCAGGGCCGCGGGGUGCUGGUGUCCCCCGAACGUGAUCAGGACAGAGACUUUGGCGACUCUGCCAGUGACAUUGAGAGUGUCGUAAGUGCCUUCUCCACUCAGAGCGAGAGGCCCCGAGGCUCCUGGAGGAGCAGUAGGCGGCACCUGAGUAGCUUGAAGAGCCACACUCAUGGCUAUGACGCCACCCUAGACCCGCCCUCCCUGCUGACCGACGUGACGCGAGACAUUUCUCCCUCCGCGCGGGAGCCGUCGUGCAGCCUUCUGGACGUGAGCCUCCGACCCCCCAGCCCCAUCCAGCCCCGACCCCCCCACCUCCGGCGCUCUCUCUCGAUGGGCGUGGGUGCCGGCGUGUCCCGCAGCGCCCCGCAUCUCGCCUCCCGCCCCCGCCAGCACCCGCAGCCCCGCGUCCUCGUGCGUUGCAACACGGAGGCCAACGUGGCCGAGCCGCCCAGCACCCGCCACCGCCUGCAGAAGAGCCUCAGCCUUGGCGAGAACGACCGCCGCUGGGAGGUCCGCCAGGACGCCGAUUACUUUCCCGAGGCGUGGGAGUUUUCCAAUCGUGCGCGCUCGAAAUCCCUCACUCGCGAUGACUUCUCGGGGCGACCGCCCGCUCGGAAAACUGUGACUUACGAAGACGAAGUGUUGAGAGAACGGCUGCAGGAACCUCCAACCUUCUCCAGAAGCUCACUUUCUCUUGAUAAAUCAGUGCCUUAUGAGUCUGACUUAGUGGUAAGGGAACACCCGCAGGACCCUUAUGUGCGGAAGUCUCGGGCAGCCCCUGAGGGGUACACGCAAGCGCCCCAACAGCAGCAGCAACAACAGCAGCAGCAGCAGCCUCAUGAUGCUGCCAGGGGCCUGUACCGGCGGCGCAGCUCCGUCCGCCUGACUGACGGCCACAGUGCAGGAACUUACUACGGGUAUGAUUCAGAUUACAGCGGAGCAGAGACGGAAGUGUUCCUCCCAGACCGUUCUCUUGAUCGUUCCUUCAGUCUGGAGCAAGUGGACCAGCGGAGCUCCGAGCAGGAGUUUACUUCAGGGGAUGAACGGCGCCCGGCGGGGGAAGCCGCCCUCCCCGCACACUCCCUGCUGGCAAUGCAGGAAGGCAGCAGCCAAACGCUUCCAAGGGCGCGGCGGCCCUCCACAGCGCCUGCGCGCAAAGUUAUGAUACGAGCCAACACCGAGAGCGCCCUGUUUAAAGGCCCCAGCAGAAGCCUUAGGAGGGAAGUGAUCUGGAAACCGUCCAGAGGAGAACAGGACCGAAUAUACGGCAUUUAUCGUGAAUCCAGCGUCGUAGACGCUCCGCCGGGCGACAGAAGGCUGGAGGCAGCGCGGGGGGUGCACUCCAACCCCGCCCUCUCACGUGUCCUCGACGGGGCAACGUGCAGCUCAGAUGAUGUGUUUGUUCCUAUGGAGCAGCGUAGACAAGGCAUGGCGCACGAGAGUGACCGAGACAGACGCCCCGUCGACCCCUACGAUGCCCCACCACCCGACGACCGCCGCUACCACUACACGUCCCUCCCCUCGGAGCAGGCCAGAGCCAGGGACCACGAAGACACGCGGCUGCACCAUGCUGCCGUUGGGGAGGACAGGCGGCCGCUCGACCCUGAGGUACUCCCGGAGGGCGCCCGGUACCUGGAGCACGAGCGGCGGGAUGACCAUCGGUAUGUUGAACAGGGCCCCAGGGAGGAAGCCAGGUACCUCGAGCAGCCGCGGGACGACCCCGUGUACCGCAAGCACGGCUCCAGGGAGGAGGUCAGGUUCCGGGAGCCGGGCCCUCGGGACGACGAAGCCCGCUACCCAGAGCACGAUUCGCGGGAAGAGGUCCGGUACAGGGAGCACGGUGCCGCGGAGGACGCGAGGCACCCCAAGCACGGCCCAAGAGGCGACGUCAGGUUCCAGGAGUACGACCCCCGCGACGAGGUCAGGUUCCGCGAACACGACCCCCGCGAGGAGACACGGCACCGCAGACACAGCCAACGGGGCGACGCCAGGUACCUGGAGGACCCCAGGGAGGAGGCCAGGUACCGGGACCACGGCUCCCGGGAGGAGAUGCGCUACCGUGAGCCAGGCCCGCGGGAAGAGGCCAGGUACCAGGAAUACCUGCCCAGGGAGGAAGUCAGGUUCCAGGAGCCCCCACCGAGGGAGGAAGUCAGGUUCCAGGAGCCCCUACCGAGGGAGGAAGUCAGGUUCCAGGAGCCCCCACCGAGGGAGGAAGUCAGGUUCCAGGAGCCCCCACCGAGGGAGGAAGUCAGGUUCCAGGAACCCCUACCGAGGGAGGAAGUCAGGUUCCAGGAGCCCCCACCGAGGGAGGAGGUCAGGUUCCAGGAGCCUCCACCGAGGGAGGAAGUUAGGUUCAAGGAACCUCCACUGAGGGAAGAAGUGAGGUUCCAGGAGCCCCCGCCCAGGGAGGAAGUCAGGUUCCAGGAGCCCCCGCCAAGGGAGGAUGGGCGGUACCGGGAGGUUGAGGUGGUCGUCGAGCCAGGCUACCGGGAACAUGACCCAAGGGUUGAAGGGAGAUACCUGGACCCUCGGGAGGAGGGAAGGUACCGGGAAGACAGGCCGGCGGAGGGACGGUACCGCGAGCUUGACCCGCGGGUGGACAGCAGGUACCCUGACGAUGGCAGGUACCCUGAAGACCCGCGGGACAGGGCCGACGUGAGAUACAGGGACCAAGACCCGAGGGGUGAGGAGCGGUACCCGGACCACCGAGAGGCCAAGUACCGCGAGCCGCCCUACCCAGAGGCCGCCACGGGGGCCAGGCCGCGGCGCCCCGAAAGGGAGAUAAGUAGAGACGAUGCUCACAGGGAUGAACGGUACCGGCAGGCGAGCCUCGACCAGGACAGGUACAGAGACGAGCGGUACAGGGACGCCAGUGCUAUGGAGCGAGACAGGUACAAGGACCACGGGGCCAUAGAAAAGGACCGCUACAAAAGGUGGAGUUCUGCGGCGGAGGACAAGUACAGGGAGAGCCUGGACGAGAGAGAGUACCGGGUGGGGCCGCACGACAAAGAGAGAUUUCGGAGCUCUGUUUCAUUGGACCAGGACAGGUAUAGGGACCAGGUGCACGAUUUGUACCGGGAGGGGAGCGAGGGGCCUGAGCGGGGCUACAGGGGGCCGGCGGAGGACAGGAAACACUAUGGUAGUCGGAGGGACCUCAGAGACAGGAGGCUGUACGACGACCAUGGCGGGGAGUCGUACGAGGGGGAGGAUCGCAGGUUAAGGGACCUGCACUACCCUGGUUACGACCCCGGCUUUCCCUACCACGACCCGCGGCGACCACCUGACCACCGACGCGACGGCGCUUCUCACCCGCACCAUUCCUCGCACCCUCACGACCUCGCUCAUGCACACCUCACUAACACCCCCCACGCCCACCCCUCCGCCGCCCAUGAGACCCGUGCUGCAGACCCGUCCUAUAACGUAGCCGAACCCCCACCCCACCACCACCACCACCACCUCCAUUCCCUCGACACAGACCCUUUGGAAGGCGAGAUCCCGGACACAGACAGACCCCUGACCCCCCGAGUUCGUCACAGUUCCUCAGUUAGUAUUAAUGAGCACCCUGAGUACUUUGAAUUUGACGCCAAUAGUCCCCCUAGUACGGAGCCUCGCGCAGAUGCUGAUGUAGACCCUUCUUCUAAUCCUGCUAGUGAGUUUAGCCACCGGAUCACCGCCUUCGGGCCAACGGGGGUGAGCAUCGGCGGGGCCAGCAAGCGCGGCCAGCUGGGCAGGAGCCUGUCCACCAGCGAGGUCCCAGAGACGGAAAAAGCUGAGGAGGAAGCACAGGGAGAAAAUAAGGAAGCCGGAGAGAGUCACGACGACCCAGGCGCAGCGGAGGCGGUGGAAGGGAAACCCGAAGGUGGUGCCGACGCGAAGCAGGGCUGUGAGGAGGGCGAGGUGGUGGAGGAGGAGGAGGAGGAGGCAGUGAAGGAGGAGGAGGAGGGAGAGGAGGCGGUAGAGGUGGAGCAGGAGGAGGAGGAGGUGGAUUGCCCUGAGGGAGAGUACAGCGCUGAGGGGUCCACCAGCCCUCAGGAGGCAGUCGCUGGGGGCUCCGCGGCUGGGCCUUCUUCAGAGAGGAUGGAAGGAAGCCUGAGCGACUCCGCCACGGGGAUGCUGACGGUGGACGGUAAGGAGCGCCGGAGGGUCACCAAUGGCAAACAGGGGCCUGCCGGGGGGCUGUCCAAGAAGUCCUCCUCCACUUCCAAGCUCUCUGACACUGGUCGGAAACGGAAAAUAGGCUUUCGGAAAAACACUCGCAGCCAGAUUACUGUCCAUCGGAGCGAGGAGAUCCUUCCCACGGGCUCGAGGCACCUGAUGCGGCAGAGCUCCAGUCAGAGUAGCGAGGAAGCCGAAGGGGAGGACAGCCGCGUCCCCUCCGUGCGUCUGGGCACCGACGGGCAGCUGAGUGAAUUCAUCGAGGGUCUGGGGCAGGGCCAGCUGGUGGGGCGGCAGGUGCUGGCAACCCCGGCCCUUGGUGACAUCCAGCUCUCCAUGUGUGACCGGAAGAACAAGUUGGAGGUGGAGGUCAUCCGCGCACGAGGCCUCCAGUGUAAGACCGGUGCUCGGGUGCUGCCUGCUCCCUAUGUGAAGGUGUACCUCGUAGCGGGGAAGAAGUGUGUCGCCAAGGCCAAGACCGCCACCGCCCGACGCACGCUGGACCCCUUGUACCAGCAGCAACUCAUCUUCCACGAACGCUACCAAGGCUGCGUCCUCCAGGUGACGGUCUGGGGAGACUACGGGAGGAUGGAGGGCAGGAAAGUGUUCAUGGGCCUGGCGCAGAUCAUGCUGGAUGACCUGGACCUGUCCAACAUCGUGAUCGGCUGGUACAAGCUGUUCGGCACGUCCUCCCUCGUGUCCCUGCCCACGCUAACCCGCCGCGGCUCCAUGGCCAGCCUGGACAGCUUCGGGUAGUGGGCAGCCUGGGGCCAACACCCCUCCCCCGUCACCUCAACGCCACCCCAAGGGACCCCAUGGAGUCCUCCCACCCUCACCAAGGGAUCAAGCACUCCCCGUGCCUGCAGCAGCCACAGCCCAACACUACACGCCCCCUGUAAACUGCAGAACGUUCAACGACAUUUGCAACCUGCAGUGUUGCUAUCAAGCAGAGUGUGAGGCUUUUUCAUUGGGUGCUCUCUUUUUUGUCUGUCUGCGGCCUGGAUAGGACACUAACUGCUCGUGCUGCAAGUUUGCUGUGUUGCGUCAAGCUCAGAGGCUCAAAGACAUCGACUCGUCGCAGUGCAGACGAUGGUAGUCGUCCUGACACGUUCUCGGGGCGCUGAGUGCCCCGCGGACCCCCGCAUGUCCCUGCUGGAGGGGCAGGAGUGGGCGUCGACAGCGAUCUCGGUGGGCGCCAAGGGGCAAGGGGUCUCGGCUAGGCCAGGUCCCGCCGGCCCACCACCUCAGUGCACCUCAACACUUCUGGACUUCCCAUCAAUAAGGACUCUCGUCACUUGAUUGCCUUGAGAGCAGUUUUGUACCAGCCACAGUACCAGUACAUGUAACACUUCUCCGGUCGCCGCCUGGCUCAGGGCGGCUGCCACCAUCACAAUGCUUGUGAUUUUGACUAAGUGCUUUAAAUAAUAUUACAGAAUAGUUUUAAUCAUG